AUGCAGGAGGAUCAAGGCACCAAGCGUUACCAUAAAGUUAAUAAUAGCUAUCCUCUUCUGCCCAUUGUUCGUAUUGAAGCUGUAAUUCAGGGUCAUGAAUUGAUGCCUGAACAAGUGGCAUCUGUCAUUACUUUGCCUGGUUGUCGAGAAAUCUGGGAUGAAAGGCUGGGCUGUGUUGAAAUCAGAGCAACGUAUCAUGUCCAAGAAUAUCUCUUUUGGCGCAGAUGUUUAGCCAAUUUCCCUCAUGGCAGGGCAAAAUAUUAUCCUCGUGACAUGGCUAGCAUCGCAUUGCGCGAGGUCUCCAAUACAGAAUUAUUUGUUGUCAUGACAUCCGUGGUAGAUGGUGCUAUUCCAAACGAAAUUCACAAUGUGCACGCCCAUCUGGACCUGUCUGGAUGGCGAAUUAUACGAAUGAAAACAGGAAUUUGCAUCGUAUACAUUACACAAAUCGACUUGAAUGGACAUCUACCAAAGACAUGGCUCGACUACACAGCUGGCUAG
Messenger RNA from Mucor velutinosus, 501 nucleotides. RefSeq lists its product as uncharacterized. The record is from RefSeq and is a predicted model, not a curated record. The coding region runs from base 1 to 501 and encodes 166 amino acids. NCBI's taxonomy places the organism in Eukaryota, Fungi, Mucoromycota, Mucoromycetes, Mucorales, Mucoraceae. The transcript is spliced from 2 exons.